Guyanagaster necrorhizus is the source of this 525-nucleotide messenger RNA. RefSeq lists its product as uncharacterized. The annotation marks the transcript as partial. The transcript has 5 exons. NCBI's taxonomy places the organism in Eukaryota, Fungi, Basidiomycota, Agaricomycetes, Agaricales, Physalacriaceae. The record is from RefSeq and is a predicted model, not a curated record.
GGGCAGGGCGUCGUUGUAUCUAAUCAAGUUCAGUUUUCGUUGAUUGAUACAUGCCCUCUUCAUGGCAUGUCGGAUGUCUGUGACAAACACGGCCUGAAGCUCUUAACAUAUGGAACCGUGUGUGGCGGUUUCCUCGCCGACAAGUGGCUUAAUCAGCCAGAGCCAGAUUCUUACGCUGGCAAUCUUACGCCCUCUCAACGAAAGUACCUCGACAUGAUUGUGAAGGCAUGGGGUGACUGGUCGCUAUUCCAGUCGCUUCUCUCAGUACUGCGUAUCAUCGGUGAUCGCCAUGGAGGUGUCAGUAUCACCAAUGUGGCCACUCGCUGGGUAUUAGAUUAUCAGUUUGUUGGAGCUGUGAUCAUCGGGGCGCGUUUGGGUCUUUCCGAACAUUCUGUGGACAACAGCCGUGUCUUCGAAUUCAAUUUGACUGAAGAGGAUCGCACGGCCAUCGAUGUCGUCUUGGAGCGUUCAAAUGGCCGUCGGAUGAUUACUACAAUUGGUGACUGCGGGGCUGAAUAUUGUUAA